UUAAAUACAAAAAGCUUGUCCAUUUAAACAGCCAUAACAAAAAACCAAAAUUGUCUCUCAAAAAAUGAACAUUCCCAAACACUUUCUUUCACUUCUCUUCUUCAUCUCAUCCUUCUCACACAUCACUGAAAGCUCAGAAGUCCGAUGCGUUAAAGCAGCUUGUGCAACCCACGAACCGAAUAUCCGGUUCCCCUUCCGAAUAAAGAACCUCCAAACAGAGUCAUGCGGCUAUCCAGGUUUUGACUUGUCCUGUGAUAAGGCCGGCCAAACACUCCUCAAACUACCAAAUUCAGAAGAAUUAUUCACAGUCCAAGGGAUAGACUACGGCACACAAGAUAUAUGGAUAAACGAUCCAAACAACUGUCUACCGAACCGAAUAAUUCAUUCCUUGAAUUUUACUGAUUCUCCAUUCUACAGUGCUUACAGUGAAGACUUCACGUUCUUCAACUGUUCUUUGGAUUAUUUAAGGUACGGGUUGAACCCUAUAGCUUGUUUGAGUGGCCCCACGUACACAGUUUUCGCAACGGCGUCGUCGAAGGCCAUCGAAUUGUUGUCGACGACGACGUGUCGUUCGAUAGGCACUUUCCAAGUCCCGAUUGAAUGGCCCUUUUACGAGCAAGUGUGGUCGUCGGACCUCAGUGAUCAUCUUCGUCUCACGUGGGAUAUUCCCACAUGCGGAAGGUGUGAGUCUCGUGGUGGGCGAUGUGGGUUCAAGGCUAAUUCUAGUCGUGAAAUUGUUUGCUCGGAUAUUCCUGAUCGAGGAAUUCCAAGGAGUGCUCGGUAUGCAGUGUCAGUAGGGGUUGGAAUCCCAGCAAUCUUGUGCAUAGUGGGCAUACUAUGUUUCAUAUGUGGUAGGGUGAAGGCCAUUACAAGAAGAAGUGGGUCCAUUCCAGAGUUCAAUUCGACAGUGGCCCCACAGCCCACAAUCAUUAUGGGCCUAGAUGGGCCGACUCUGGAGUCCUACCCAAAGAUAGUGCUAGGUGAGAGCCGGCGUCUGCCCAAGCCCAAUGACAACACAUGCCCAAUAUGCUUGUCGGAGUACAGGCCCAAGGAGACACUAAAGACCAUACCCGAAUGCCUACAUUGCUUCCAUUCUGAUUGCAUUGAUGAAUGGCUCAGAUUGAACGCUUCUUGCCCCAUUUGUCGAAAAUCUCCCCACCGGACCUAGACCAUAGCUACCUAGAGAUAGGAGAUAAAAGGGUUGAUUAAUUAGAUCUAGCUAGAGAUAAGCCCAAUGGAUAUUAUAUAAUGUGUCUCACAUUCUAUUGGAUAUAUUAGCUUGAAGUUUUGAUAUUUGAAUAGUAAAAUGAUAAUAGCAAAAGCUUCGUUUGUGCAACUA
Messenger RNA from Humulus lupulus (European hop), 1339 nucleotides. Its product is annotated as putative RING-H2 finger protein ATL21A. The coding region runs from base 65 to 1168 and encodes 367 amino acids. The transcript has 2 exons. The record is from RefSeq and is a predicted model, not a curated record. Gene Ontology annotation, molecular function: polysaccharide binding. NCBI's taxonomy places the organism in Eukaryota, Viridiplantae, Streptophyta, Magnoliopsida, Rosales, Cannabaceae.